GAGAAAAAACAGAAAAUACACAACAAAAAUUUGGAAAGAAAAGAGAGUGGAUUUCAUGGUAACUACAAGGAAAAAUUCUUCCUCCACCUAAAAGACAAAAAAGAAAUUGAAUAAAUAACCUCAUAAUCAUCCAAAAGUAACAAUACCAACUUUUUCUUGCUUUUUCAAUUUUUAUUUAUUUAGUUUUCAUUUCUUAGUUGGUUCUCACUAUUCUUUUGCCUUAGAGGUUUAAUCUUUGUGAUUUAUAUUUAGUUCUUGUUAUAAUCAAGAAACUGUCAUGUUUUCUUGAUCUAAGGAGUAGCAUAGCAGCAAGAAAGCAGCAUAUAUCUAAGAGAGAGAGAGAGAGAGAGAGAGAGAUUCUUGAAAAGUCAAAUAUCAUGGGUAAUUGCUUUGUUUCUUUUUCUCAUGAUGCUACUAAUAAUUCUACCUCUGCUUUUAGCACCAUCAAUCCAACUACCCCAGGGUCAUCAUCAAAUAAUACUUUCAACACCACUACCAUGGAUUUCUCAGCUACAAGUAGCAGUGCAGGGAAAAGUCAAUUCUCUGCUGCUGUAAGUGAAAUGAAUGAUGAUGCAAAUCCAAACGGUCAAAUAUUAGAGGUGCCAAACAUGAAAGAGUUCACCUUUGCUGAUUUGAAGAGUGCCACAAAGAAUUUCAGAGCAGAUACUUUGUUGGGUGAGGGUGGUUUUGGUAAGGUCUUCAAAGGAUGGAUAGAUGAAAAGACUUAUGCACCUUCUAAAACUGGCAUUGGGAUGGUUGUUGCUAUCAAGAAACUAAAUUCAGAAAGUAUGCAAGGGUUUCAAGAGUGGCAGUCGGAGGUCAAUUUUCUAGGAAGGCUAUCACAUCCGAACCUGGUUAAAUUGAUAGGUUAUUGUUGGGAGGAUAAAGAGCUACUGCUUGUGUAUGAGUUCAUGCAGAAGGGAAGCUUGGAGAACCAUUUAUUCAGAAAAAAUCCUGCAGUUGAACCUUUGUCUUGGGAGUUACGACUCAAAAUAGCCAUUGGCGCAGCUCGAGGUCUUGCCUUUCUUCAUACUUCAGAUAAGAAAGUCAUUUACAGAGAUUUCAAGGCCUCAAACAUACUACUUGAUGGGAAUUACAAUGCGAAAAUAUCAGAUUUUGGUUUGGCCAAAUUGGGUCCUUCAGGUGGGGACUCCCAUGUGACAACUAGGGUUAUGGGAACUUACGGUUAUGCUGCUCCCGAGUACAUUGCAACAGGUCAUUUAUAUGUCAAGAGUGAUGUGUAUGGCUUUGGUGUGGUGCUGCUUGAAAUAAUGACCGGCUUAAGGGCACUUGAUACUAAGCGUCCAAAUGGGCAGCAAAAUUUGAUUGAAUGGUUAAAGCCAAUUCUUUCGCAAAAAAGAAAGUUAAAGAACAUUAUGGAUGUGAGGAUAGAGGGCCAGUACUCAUCCAAGGCAAUGCAACUAGCAGCACAACUUACUUUAAAAUGUCUAGAAUCGGAUCCUAAAAGCCGGCCAUCCAUGAAAGAAGUUCUGGAGGCAUUAGAACAAAUAGAUGCAAUCAAGGAAAAGCCGAAGGUGAGCAAAACUACUUCUGGUUCGCCACGUUCAUCUACCUCCCAUCAUAGGCAACAAGGAAACCGUCAUCGUCCGUUCAAUCAUUUGAGGCCACAGAGCACCUAAACACCAGCAGCUCGCAACUGUGAAUGACUAAAGAGUAGGUAAGGCAUAUGUUUGAUCCAACUGAUUCUAUAUUCAGGCCAAUUUGUUGAUGCCAUUAUUUUUUAUUUCUUUGAACUUGUGAUUAAAAUUAUCAUUUUUUCAGUGAUUUGUUUUAGUUUAUAGCAAAUUUUGUUGUAGUUGCAAUUUGUUCUCAAGAAAUGAUUGCAACUCAUAAAAUAAGACCAUCUAAUGUAAUUAUGGAUAGAGCAAGAAAAAAAAAACCGUUUGGUA
Molecule: messenger RNA, 1910 nt
Organism: Ricinus communis (castor bean)
Lineage: Eukaryota; Viridiplantae; Streptophyta; Magnoliopsida; Malpighiales; Euphorbiaceae
Product: probable serine/threonine-protein kinase PIX13
Exons: 6
Coding region: 378-1640 (420 amino acids)
Biological process (GO): protein phosphorylation
Molecular function (GO): ATP binding; protein kinase activity
Source: RefSeq, a predicted model, not a curated record